GGUGUGUGAGUGUCGGGAGAAGUAAGGAGUCCAAACAGAGUCAGUCCAAAACACCAGAGACCCAACAGGCCAGAUCACCCGGAAGUCUGCACCUCAGACACCAGAAAUCGUGUUCAAUCAUGGCACAAAUGUUCACUAUUUCUGACGAGUCAGAGACAACAGAGGACCUUGAGGACUCUGGCCAGACAGAACAUAACAGUGGAUCGUCAGAGAGAAAGCAGCACCUAACUGCGUCUGAUAGGCUCAAAGGAGAGCAACUGGGAAGACAUAGGAAUCUCUCGAUGAAUGAGGAGGAUCUGAUGGAGACCGGGGCAGCAGAUGAAGGCGAUUUCAGGCCUAGAUCUCGCUCGGCUCCUCCUGCUUUGUGGGCAGCUAAGAAAUAUGGCCAACAGUUAAGGAGAAUGAGUGAUGAGUUUGACAUCCUCCUUGAUAAAGGGAUGAAGAGGGUGAAGAGUGCAGGAACAGCACGCCAGAUGCGGCAAUCACCCAGCUGGUUGGCCUUCCUUUGGAGUCACAAAGAGUCUGAUGCUGAGUCGCGCCCUGCUGAGUGAUUGACAGUGAAUGAAUGAUGGAGAAAGAGAGAAAAGAACUACUGUACAUAACAAUUGUUGGUUGAAGAAAAGGUUGCACUGCUUUGAAGGAACAAUUCUAUUGACUGGUUUAAUACCUUUUUAAAUGAAUUGCACUGGGACCCUUGACUGUUGAAAAGCAAGAACUGUAUCUCACUGGCAUGUGCUAUACCACAAAGAAAACAAAAAUGGAGAAUGAAUCUCCUUUGACUUUUCCUAAGCUCUUGGAAUAUUAUGCAGUAAAUUGUGAAUGUGAACCGGAUAUCAACUUGUUCAAAACAGACUUUCUGUCGCUCUGCCAUAUCGGCUUUUAGGUUCAGAUGAAAUACUUUAAGAAAAGCACAUCAAAAAAAGACAAAUAUAUUUUAUACUACAUCAAUUGUUAAAGAAUUUAUUAACCAUUUUUUCUGUACAUUUUUUUAUCUGUAAAAAGACUUUGGAUACUUAUAGGAGCCCUUGAGUUUUAUUACCAUCUCCGAGUCAUAAAAUCUCUUGGAAUCAUCUGCAAUCAACAAUACCAAUAAG
Molecule: messenger RNA, 1094 nt
Organism: Pimephales promelas (fathead minnow)
Lineage: Eukaryota; Metazoa; Chordata; Actinopteri; Cypriniformes; Leuciscidae
Gene: badb
Product: BCL2 associated agonist of cell death b
Biological process (GO): apoptotic process
Cellular component (GO): mitochondrion
Source: RefSeq, a predicted model, not a curated record